AUUUGGAGACGUGGAGAAAUCGCAGUCUUUCCACAAUGGGAGAAAGGACAGACUGUAUGAAGUCGCAUAGUUCACUGGCUGAAUACAGCCCCGUCAAUAAAUCAGACAGGACGGAUCCAAGUGACAGCUCUGAAAUACAGGAUGGAAACCAAAAUACAAUGCAACUGAAGAAAGAAAUAUCUUUGAUAAAUGGGAUAAGCCUUAUAGUAGGCAACAUGAUUGGUUCAGGUAUCUUUGUGUCUCCCAAAGGAGUUCUCAUCUACAGCAAAUCUUAUGGAUUGUCUCUAAUAAUUUGGGCAAUCGGAGGGGUUUUUUCAGUCUUUGGAGCUCUCUGCUAUGCUGAACUUGGAACCACUAUUACGAAGUCAGGAGCCAGCUACGCAUAUAUCUUGGAGUCUUUUGGGAGCUUCAUUGCUUUUAUCCGUUUGUGGACCUCACUCCUAAUUGUUGAGCCAACUAGUCAGGCAAUUAUUGCCAUCACCUUUGCUAACUACAUAGUUCAACCUUUUUUCCCUUCUUGUGAUCCUCCAUAUUUGGCUUGCCGUCUUAUAGCAGCUGCUUGUGAAUGUCUUCUAACAUUUAUAAAUUGUGCCUACGUUAAAUGGGGAACACGGGUGCAGGAUAUAUUUACUUAUGCUAAAGUCACUGCUCUUAUUGUCAUCAUCAUAACUGGACUUGUUAAAAUAUGCCAGGGACACUCAUCGCACUUUGAGAACUCUUUUGAGGGAUCGUCUUUUGAUAUAGGAGACAUUUCCCUCGCACUCUAUUCUGCCUUGUUCUCUUACUCUGGUUGGGAUACGCUCAAUUUUGUAACAGAAGAGAUCAAAAACCCAGAAAGGAACUUGCCCCUGGCUAUUGCAGUGUCUAUGCCAAUUGUGACUGUUAUCUAUAUUAUGACCAAUAUAGCUUACUAUACGGUGCUGGAUGUCGAAGCAGUUCUUUCUAGUGAUGCUGUGGCAGUGACAUUUGCUGAUCAGGUAUUUGGUAUCUUCAGCUGGACAAUUCCCAUUGCGGUAGCCUUUUCUUGUUUUGGUGGACUUAAUGCUUCAAUUCUAGCAUCAUCAAGGCUAUUUUUUGUAGGAUCUCGAGAAGGUCACCUUCCUGAUCUGUUGUCUAUGAUCCACAUAGGGAGGUUCACACCCGUGCCAGCACUGCUCUUCAAUUGUGCUAUGACCCUUAUUUACCUGGCUGUGGAAGAUGUCUUCAAACUUAUUAAUUACUUCAGUUUCAGUUACUGGUUUUUUGUUGGUCUGUCUAUUGCUGGGCAAUUAUAUCUACGUUGGAAGGAACCAGAUCGACCCAGGCCUCUUAAGCUGAGUGUGGCUUUUCCAAUAAUAUUUUGUAUAUGCACAGUAUUUCUGGUGGUAGUGCCACUCUAUAGUGACACUAUAAAUUCAUUGAUUGGAAUUGCCAUUGCUUUAUCUGGAGUUCCAGUCUUUUUCUUGGGAGUCUAUUUACCUGCAUCAAGGAGACCUCAGUUUAUCAACAAGAUUUUAGGUACAGUCACACGAAAUAUGCAGCUGCUCUGUUACUGUGUUUUAACAGAGAUGGACGCAAAUGAAGAAAAGAAGUUAGAAAUCAAAUCCAACUAA
Phaethon lepturus (White-tailed tropicbird) is the source of this 1592-nucleotide messenger RNA. RefSeq names its product solute carrier family 7 (amino acid transporter light chain, y+L system), member 6 (gene SLC7A6). The transcript is spliced from 9 exons. Gene Ontology annotation, molecular function: L-amino acid transmembrane transporter activity. Bases 36 to 1592 code for a protein of 518 amino acids. NCBI's taxonomy places the organism in Eukaryota, Metazoa, Chordata, Aves, Phaethontiformes, Phaethontidae. Gene Ontology annotation, biological process: amino acid transmembrane transport. Gene Ontology annotation, cellular component: membrane. The record is from RefSeq and is a predicted model, not a curated record.